AUAUUCUUCAAAAGCAACACUGCAAUGUCUGCCAUAUCGCUGCUUCUGCUUGUUGGAAUAUUAGUACUAUCGUCCAUUGGACCAGAAUUUACAGCUGCACAAGCCAUAGGAGUUUGCUAUGGAGUAAACGGUGGUAAUCUACCAUCAAGGCAAGAAGUUGUGGAUUUAUAUAAAACAAAUGGAAUUGGUAGAAUGCGGAUAUACUACCCAGAUGAAGAUGCACUCAAAGCCCUUAGAGGUUCAAACAUAGAGUUGAUCCUUGAUGUGGCUAAGGAAACACUUCAAUCUCUUACAGAUGCCAAUGUUGCCACAGAUUGGGUCAAUAAAUAUGUGACACCCUAUUCACAAGAUGUCAAAUUCAAGUACAUUGCUGUUGGAAAUGAAAUCCACCCUGGUGACAAUGAGGCUCAGUAUAUUCUACCUGCCAUGCAGAACAUUCAAAAUGCAAUUUCAUCAUCCAAUUUACAAGGCCAAAUCAAAGUCUCAACAGCAAUAGACUCUAGUCUAAUUGAUAAAUCAUACCCACCCAAUGAUGGCAUUUUUAGUGACAAUGCAAGCCCAUAUAUAAAGCCCAUUAUAAGUUUCCUAGUGAACAAUGGGGCACCACUUCUUGCCAAUGUUUACCCUUACUUCGCUUAUGCUAAUAAUCAACAAAGCAUUAGUCUUGCCUAUGCUCUUUUUACCCAACAAGGAGACAAUGAUGUUGGGUACCAAAACCUCUUUGAUGCUAUGUUGGAUUCAAUAUAUGCUGCUCUUGAGAAAGUAGGAGCAUCCAAUUUGGAGAUUGUUGUAUCUGAGAGUGGGUGGCCAUCUGAAGGUGGAGAUGGAGCCACGAAUGAAAAUGCAGCCACUUACUAUGCUAAUUUGAUUAAUCACGCCAAGGGUGGGAGCGGGACUCCGAAGAGGCCUGGUGGGCCUAUAGAGACUUACUUGUUUGCCAUGUUUGAUGAAAACAAGAAGCCCGGUGCGGAAACUGAGCGACAUUUUGGUCUAUUCAGUCCUGACAAAGCUGCUAAAUACCAAGUCAAUUUCAAUUGA
Gastrolobium bilobum is the source of this 1038-nucleotide messenger RNA. Its product is annotated as glucan endo-1,3-beta-glucosidase-like. The transcript is spliced from 2 exons. Gene Ontology annotation, biological process: carbohydrate metabolic process. The record is from RefSeq and is a predicted model, not a curated record. Bases 25 to 1038 code for a protein of 337 amino acids. Lineage: Eukaryota; Viridiplantae; Streptophyta; Magnoliopsida; Fabales; Fabaceae. Gene Ontology annotation, cellular component: plasma membrane. Gene Ontology annotation, molecular function: hydrolase activity, hydrolyzing O-glycosyl compounds.